AUGCGUCCAAGCAAAGCUUCAGUGACCCAAACAUGGCUGCUUUUUACACAGCUUUGUCUUUUGAAAGAUCUCGUAAUCAGAUGUGUCCGUCAGUUCAUUAGAAGAGCAAAAUCAAUGCUUUUCAGUCAAAACAUGGUCACUGAUUCUGCUGAGAUCAGUGUUAUCUCCGUCGGAAAAGAUCCCAAUCACUUUCAGAUUGCAGAAAUUCGAAUUCAUGACUCCGUUAGUAUCGAGAUUCCGACCUCCGAAGAUUCGCCUCUUUUAGGAUCGGUCAAGAGUUGUUCUGCAACUGCUAAUGAAGAGCCUGACACUGAGUUUGUCCCCAAAAUAAGUUCUGGGAGUUAUGCGGAUAAGGGUGACUACAGGGAGUACAUGGAAGAUGAACACAUAUGCAUUGACGACCUUUCAGCUUAUCUUGGUUCUUCUUUCUACAGAUUUCCCGUUCCCAUCGCUUUCUACGGUGUUUUUGAUGGCCAUGGUGGAUCGGAGGCGUCGCAGUAUAUAAAAGAGAAUGCAACCAGGUUGUUCUUUCAAGAUGCUGUUUUUCGAGAAUCGCCCUCCAUUGUGAACACCUUCUACUUGAAAGAACUGGAGAAUUCUCACCGGAAAGCUUAUAUGUUAGCUGAUCUUGCCAUGGAAGAUGAAAGCAUUGUUAGCGGUUCGUGUGGAACAACUGCCUUGACCGCUCUUGUAAUCGGACGGCACUUAAUGGUAGCUAACGCGGGUGAUUGCCGUGCAGUGCUCUGUAGGAAAGGAAAGGCUGUUGAUAUGUCAUUUGAUCACAAAUCUACAUUUGAGCCAGAACGGAGACGGGUAGAGGAUUUAGGAGGGUACUUUGAAGGAGAGUAUCUCUACGGUGACCUCGCUGUAACUAGAGCUCUUGGGGAUUGGUCGAUAAAGAGGAUGUCACCCCUCGGCCGAUCUUUGUCACCUCUGAUCUCAGACCCGGACAUUCAACAGAUGAUUCUAACCGAGGAAGACGAGUUCUUGAUUAUGGGAUGUGACGGUGUAUGGGACGUGAUGACAAGCCAGUACGCUGUUACAUUCGCCAGGCAAGGACUCAGGAGACACGGUGACCCGAGAAGAUGUGCAAUGGAACUUGGAAGGGAAGCCUUAAGGCGUGAAUCAUCGGAUAAUGUUACAGUGGUGGUAAUCUGCUUCACAUCACCAGCAGCUCCUCCUCAGUGGAGAAGAAUACGGUUCUGUGUUUCUGAUGAAGCCCGAGCCCGGUUACAGACGAUGCUAGAAGGCUAA
Molecule: messenger RNA, 1254 nt
Organism: Arabis nemorensis
Lineage: Eukaryota; Viridiplantae; Streptophyta; Magnoliopsida; Brassicales; Brassicaceae
Source: the annotation of a GenBank genome assembly